Messenger RNA from Porites evermanni, 1152 nucleotides. NCBI's taxonomy places the organism in Eukaryota, Metazoa, Cnidaria, Anthozoa, Scleractinia, Poritidae. The record is from the annotation of a GenBank genome assembly.
AUGGCUCUCAGGAACGCUAUCCUCCUCGGUCUAAAGAAUCCAAAAGUUUAUCAAAAGUGUUUGGAAGAAGACCAGGACUUGCUUACCGCCGAACGAGUGGUCGAAAUUGCAACUCUCUUGUACAACAGCGAUUGUCAAAGAUCAAUUAUGCAGACUCUCAGUACAGCAACUGCAGCAGCAACUGCAAACCAGCAAGGAUAAACACAGAUUCACAAAGUGCAAGCAAAGCAUCAAAAAGGCGGAAAGUCAACGAAGUGGUCAAAUCGAGACAAGACGUCGAAAACUAAAGAGCAUGGUGAGACAAAAAGACAAAGUUGUUUUUGUUGUGGAGCAAAGCCUGCUCACCCCAGAUCGCAGUGUCCGGCCAAGGAUGUUACAAGUCACAAGUGUAGAAAGAAAGGAAAUUACAAAAAGUGCUGCAAGAGCAAAACAGGUAAACAAGGUACAACUGGUGAACCUAGGCAGGUUCAGGUACAUGGUUUACAAGCACCGCUAACAGGAGUUAGUGCCAAUUAGACUUCAGUUCGUGAUCCUGCAGAGGACUACCACAUGAUGUUUGGUCCACAUGUACCACAGGAUGACCAGCACACAAUGUUUCACCAUAUUCAGACUUUUCAUGUGAAGAGUAUUAAUGAUACUUCAAGCAAGCAGAUCAAGCCUCUUUGGUUAAGUACAGCAAGUGGAGGACCGAUAUAUCAGGUUGAAUGCGAGAUCGCUACAGGCGCAGGAUGCAACGUGAUGCCUUUGUAUCUGCACAAAUCCUUAUUUGGAGACAAGAUUCUUACCCCUACCUCUGUGUAGAUAUUUGGAUAUGGAGAAUCUCCUGUAGCAAACCUAGGAGCGUGCACUAUUGCGAUUCAUACUGGUGAAAGACAACAGCCACAGAUGGCGACUUGUCAAGUGACUGAUACUCGAGCGUAUCUCAUCCUAGGCAGAGAAACAGCCCAGCAAGUCGGCUACUUUGCCUUUCCAGAGGUAACUCCGCCUUCUUUAACCAGUACGCCGCAAAUCCAUACAAGUGUUAACGUCCUGCGAGCAGAUUCCAGUUAGGUUAACAAGCCUACAUGUGAGGUGUUGGAUGAUGCUGUCAUCCUGAAUGGAAAGAGCCACAGUUUGCCCAUAACAAAGGAGUACGUGUUAUCCGAAUUCUGA